Aureobasidium melanogenum CBS 110374 is the source of this 486-nucleotide messenger RNA. RefSeq lists its product as uncharacterized. Gene Ontology annotation, cellular component: actomyosin contractile ring; actin filament. Bases 1 to 486 code for a protein of 161 amino acids. Gene Ontology annotation, molecular function: actin filament binding. Gene Ontology annotation, biological process: actin filament organization; mitotic cytokinesis. NCBI's taxonomy places the organism in Eukaryota, Fungi, Ascomycota, Dothideomycetes, Dothideales, Saccotheciaceae. The record is from RefSeq and is a predicted model, not a curated record. The transcript has 3 exons.
AUGGAUGCCAUCAAGCAGCGCAUGAACGCCCUCCGCCUCGAGGCCGACGAGUCCGCCGCCAAGAACGAGGAGCUUAAGGCAAAGGUCAAGUCGCUUGAGCAGGAGAACCUCGCCAAGGAGCAAGAGAUCACCUCGUUGAAGCACAAGAACCAACUCCUCGAGAGCGAGCUGGAGAAGAUUGAGUCUGGUCUCAAGGACGCAAAGGCCGCCGCCGACGAGAGCGCUCAGCACGGUACCCAGAACGAGAGCUUGCAGAGAAGACUGCAGCUCCUCGAGGAGGAGGCUGAGGAGGCCGACAGAAACUUGAGAGAGACCAACGACAAGCUCCGCCAGACCGACGUCAAGGCCGGCCACUACGAGCGCAAGGUGCAAGCCCUGGAGGCCGCCCGCGACCAAUGGGAGGCCAAGUACGAGGAGAUGGCCCAGAAGUACAAUGCCACCAAGAAGGAGCUCGACGACUUCGUUGCCGAGAUUGGCAACAUCUAA